Messenger RNA from Coffea eugenioides, 1698 nucleotides. RefSeq lists its product as uncharacterized. The record is from RefSeq and is a predicted model, not a curated record. Gene Ontology annotation, cellular component: chloroplast. The coding region runs from base 308 to 1375 and encodes 355 amino acids. The transcript has 4 exons. Lineage: Eukaryota; Viridiplantae; Streptophyta; Magnoliopsida; Gentianales; Rubiaceae.
AAAUUAGGCCGGCUCGUGGUGUCCUCGCUGCUCGAUUUUGGCGUGUGCUCUCCACGGCGUCGUUCGUCUUUCCCUUCUUCCUGUCUAAAGAAUCAUAAGGAAAAAAAAGAGACAAACUAAGGCAUCUGUCUUCUCUCUUUCGUCCUUUCUUCUAGACUCACCAAACGAAACAAGACCCACCCCACCUACUUCAUAUUUCCUUCGUUAAUUCUUUCAUCUAGUUUUCUUCGCCUUCAAAGAUCCUUUUUUGUCUAUUCCUUUCUCUGACCUUCUUUCACGUUCAUCUGAGGUCAUCCUGCUUUGUGAGAUGGAAUUUUUUGUCAGGGACACAAAUGAAGAGUCCUUACCUUUUCCCCAAGGCAUUGUUAGGUGUCCCUUCUUGAGGAACAUUAAUGAGCCAACUAACUUCUCCUUCUCAGCAUCAAUGGCGCAUCCAUUGCCUUGCCCUAACCAGGAACGUGGAGGAAAAGGUCCUAUAUUUGAAGAUGGCCCCAAUUUUGAUAUGGCAUUUAGGCUUUUUCAUGGGCAGAAUGGUGUUGUUCCACUUUCAGGGAGAUUCUUUGUUCCUCGUGAAAAGCCAGAAUCUGAACCUGCACCAGCCCAUUUCAAUCCUUUGGCGGCAAAGGCAGCUACUAUCAGCCUCUCAGCUUUUGGACCUGGUGGCCCUUUUGGUUUUGAUGCAUUCUCGAAAAAGUGGAAGAAUCAGAAAAAGAACUCCCAGUCAUCCAAACGAGAUUCUUCUUCGAAGGGUGGGGAAUUGAAACAUGAAUCUAUGAGCAAUGAGUGGCUGCAAAAUGGGAAUUGUCCAAUUGCAAAGUCUUACAGGGCUGUGAGUGGUGUCUUGCCUAUUGUAGCGAAGGCCCUUCAGCCCCCUCCUGGCAUGAGGCUCAAGUGCCCACCAGCAGUAGUUGCAGCUAGAGCUGCUUUAGCGCGGACUGCCUUUGCAAAAAACCUGCGACCACAGCCACUGCCUGAAAAAAUGCUUGUGAUUGGUGUUUUGGGCAUGGCAGCUAAUGUUCCUUUAGGAGUAUGGAGAGAACAUACAGAAAAAUUUUCGCCUUCAUGGUUUGCAGCCGUUCAUGCAGCUGUCCCUUUUAUAGGGAUGCUUAGGAAGUCCGUAUUGAUGCCGAAGACAGCUAUGGCGUUUACUAUUGCUGCAUCCAUUCUUGGACAGGUUAUUGGCUCAAGAGCUGAGCGAUAUCGUCUAAAGGCAGUUGCAACCAGAAAAUCAGUUAGCCUCGAAACUUCAGUCAAUGGUCCGAUUCAUGGAGCAGUUAUUGGAGUUAACAGUGGCCAUUGUGGCGAGAUUGUUGACUGGAACAAAGUUCCUCUGUCGAUUGCUGUGCCAUCUUCAUCGGCCAACGUGUAUUGUUGAUGUUUGGUCUCUUUGGUUUUCUUCUACUGAUUUGUGCUACCCCCAGCCCCGCCGCCGGGGGGGAGGGGGGGGUGGGGGUGGUGGUGUUUAUAUAUGUCUAUUUUUUCCUUCUUUCAUCGCCUUUUCUAUCCUCAGACUGCAUUCGGCUAUUCAAGGAAUAAAGAGAGAAUGAGAGUAUUCUUGUGAGAGAUUCACUUAUGAAAUAAUUGGAGGAAAGAGUGAUUUGAGUACAAGUAAUAUUUAUUCAUGUAGACUUUUUCAGGCACACAUCCUUGUUUCUAGUUGCGUUGUUGGAUUUUGGUUAAAGAGUUUCUUUCCCUUCA